Molecule: messenger RNA, 2056 nt
Organism: Mustela lutreola (European mink)
Lineage: Eukaryota; Metazoa; Chordata; Mammalia; Carnivora; Mustelidae
Gene: PEX16
Product: peroxisomal biogenesis factor 16
Exons: 11
Coding region: 948-1961 (337 amino acids)
Biological process (GO): peroxisome organization
Cellular component (GO): peroxisomal membrane
Source: RefSeq, a predicted model, not a curated record
UUCAGGGAGGCCGCCCGGUAUGGGAAGAUUCCCGGUAUUCUCGCCCGUCCGUUGGGGAGCCGCUGAGGACCGGAAGGUGCAUCCGAGGGCCGAAAAGCGCUCUGAGAUUGAGCCGGAGUUCAAGGAGCAAGGCUCCCCUCAAACCAUUUUACAGAUAGGAAAACUCGAGACCCAGAGAAGGGAAGCGCUCGACCAAGUCACCCCAAGCCAAGAACCGAAGGCGGAAACAGAGUUUUCUCCGCGAGGAUGGGACUGCACACCCGCAGAGUGCAUGCGGGAGCUGUGGCCGAAGCCCAGCACUAACAGUGGCUGACCAGGGAUCGAGACUGCGUGGAGGGCUGGAUUCUUCCUUGCCUCGGUUUCCCCAGCACUACCUCUGGUAGGGGUCGGGAGACGAGGCAAGUGGCCAAAAAGACGCCUGCCAGGACUGUCUCCGCGCAUCCUCAAGUCUGAUCGUAAUUCCUUUAGCCUACUACCUCCCCGCCCCCUUAAAAUACGGUCCUCCCGUUCGAGCCUCUCGGUGUUCUAUUGGAAAGACUCUAGGGUCCUAGUCCAUUCUCUAGAAUGAACUGCUCAGACUACCGCGGGAGCUUCCCUGGAACUGCUAACUGCGCAGGCGCAAGGGCCGCCUACCCGGAAGGCGGAAGAACCGGGUCCCGACGCCGCGGGGAGGGUCGGGGGCGGAGUGUGUAUUAACCAAUGACCUGAAGCAGCAGGGAGGGCGGGAUCAGGCUCGCAGUUGCUAAGCGCUACCCUGGAGGGAGGUGAUUUAGGCAAUGGGGUGAAGGGUGGUUCAAUGGCCCUUCACGUCUUUAUCCUUCUGGCCCUCGGAAGUUAAGCAACGAAGAGGCGGGCCUAGGACCGGAAGCAGGAAGGAGGGCGCAGGAAGAAGGGUGUUGCAGCUGGUCGUGCAGUCGGUCCGUGAGUCUAUCCGUCCCGAGGGCAGGAUGGAGAAACUGCGGCUUCUGAGCCUCCGCUACCAGGAGUACGUGACUCGUCACCCGGCCGCCACGGCCCAGCUGGAGACUGCAGUGCGGGGCCUCAGUUACCUGCUGGCAGGUCGCUUCUCCGAUUCGCACGAGCUGUCAGAGCUGGUGUACUCUGCCUCUAACCUGCUCGUGCUGCUUAAUGAUGGGAUCCUGCGAAGAGCGCUCCAGAAAAAGUUGCCUGUGUCGCUGUCCCAGCAGAAGCUGCUGACAUGGCUGAGCGUGCUGGAGUGCGUGGAAGUGUUCAUGGAGAUGGGGGCCGCCAAGGUGUGGGGUGAAGUGGGCCGUUGGCUUGUCAUCGCCCUCAUCCAGCUGGCCAAGGCUGUCCUGCGGAUGUUCCUGCUGAUCUGGUUCAAGGCUGGCCUCCAGACCUCACCCCCUAUUGUUCCGCUGGACAGGGAGACCCAGGCACGGCCCCCUGAUGGUGACCAGAGCACUGACAGCCAGGAGCAGUCGUACGUGGGGAAACGGUCAAACCGAGUGGUACGAACCCUCCAGAACACCCCAUCCCUGCACUCGAGGCACUGGGGAGCCCCCCAGCAGCGGGAGGGGCGGCAGCAACAGCAGCAGCGCGAGGAGCUGAGUGUCACCCCCACCCCUCUGGGCCUGCAGGAAACCAUCGCAGAGUCCUUGUACAUCGCCCGGCCGCUGCUGCACUUGCUCAGCCUGGGCCUGUGGGGUCAGCGGUCGUGGACACCCUGGCUCCUCUCUGGGGUCGUGGAUGUGACCAGCCUGAGCCUCCUGAGUGACAGGAAGGGCCUGAGCCGGAGGGAGCGGCUGGAGCUGCGGCGACGGACCAUCUUGCUGCUCUACUACCUGCUGCGCUCCCCGUUCUACGACCGCUUCUCCGAGGCGAGGAUCCUCUUCCUGCUCCAGCUGCUGGCAGACCACGUUCCGGGCGUUGGCCUGGUGGCAAGGCCGCUCAUGGAUUACCUGCCUGCCUGGCAGAAAAUUUAUUUCUACAGUUGGGGCUGACCUAUCCCAGGAGUGGGUGCAGGGAGGGGCAGGGGUGCCCCAGCCUCUGGGUCCCCCAGGGCCCCUUCACCCUAAUAAACCGACUCUGGCAGCGA